Drosophila innubila is the source of this 505-nucleotide messenger RNA. RefSeq lists its product as uncharacterized. The transcript is spliced from 3 exons. The coding region runs from base 37 to 378 and encodes 113 amino acids. Lineage: Eukaryota; Metazoa; Arthropoda; Insecta; Diptera; Drosophilidae. The record is from RefSeq and is a predicted model, not a curated record.
UCGGAAAUAACAUUCUCAGCUACUACCAAGAACACAAUGCAGUUUCAUACAUUGACUAUUUUUGGCUUUGUUUUGGCUUUGGCCUGCCUAAUGAAUAUGAAACCAGUAGAAGCCAAAUCCUACACUGCCAGUGAGCUCAAAAAGCUUCAGGAUGAUAUCUGCGGUGGGAAAUAUUUUGGAGGUCUCAUGCCCUGGAUGAAACCCUUUGAGCCUUGCAAGUUCAUUGUUCAAAAGGUUUUGGGUGCAAUUUUAUGCGAUUGCUCCGAAAAUGAUGGGGACAAAGUCGGCGAGCAAGAGAGCGACAAAGCAACCGAAACAGAGAGCGAUAAAGCGGGCGACAAAGAGAGCGGCAAAACGACAACAGUAAAAGCUUUAUAAAAAUAUACUGAUGGCGAACACUGUAACCGAAUGUGGAAUCUAACCAGUUUUUAAUCCCUCUUAAUCUAUCCCGUGCAUGCAUUCUAAUAAACUUAACCUUUCCUUCAGCAUUUACAAAAAAAAAAAA